CUGUUCACGUGACUGUCCCGAGGUGUUGCUGUGGGCUGGGCUGUCCCGCGCCGGGCGAGGCCGCAGUAGGCGAGACCCGCGUCGGCUGAGCGGUGUACGCGAGGCCGAGGCUUUGAGGCCUAGCAGCGGAGCAGGAGGAGGAGGGAGCGGGGAUCGCGCUCCGCGGCUGUUGCGGCUGUUUCCCCGACUCCGCCGCCGCCGGGCUGGUUCAGAGCAAAGGUGUGGGAUGCCGAACUCCGCCAUGAAGAAGAAGGUGCUGUUGAUGGGAAAAAGUGGGUCUGGAAAGACCAGCAUGAGAUCCAUUAUUUUUGCAAACUACAUUGCACGAGACACGCGGCGCCUCGGAGCUACAAUUGAUGUGGAGCAUUCACAUGUUCGAUUUCUGGGCAACUUGGUGUUAAACUUGUGGGACUGUGGAGGGCAGGACACCUUCAUGGAGAACUACUUCACCAGCCAGCGGGAUAACAUUUUCCGCAACGUGGAGGUCCUGAUCUAUGUCUUUGACGUGGAAAGUCGGGAGCUGGAGAAAGACAUGCAUUACUACCAGUCCUGCCUGGAAGCCAUUCUGCAGAACUCGUCGGAUGCCAAGAUCUUCUGCCUCGUGCACAAGAUGGACUUGGUCCAGGAGGACCAGCGUGAUCUGAUUUUCAAAGAACGGGAAGAGGAUUUGAAGCGUCUCUCCCGCCCGUUGGAGUGUGCCUGCUUUAGAACAUCAAUCUGGGAUGAAACUCUCUACAAGGCAUGGUCCAGUAUAGUCUACCAGCUGAUUCCCAACGUCCAGCAACUGGAGAUGAACCUCAGGAACUUUGCUCAGAUCAUCGAAGCCGACGAAGUUCUUCUGUUUGAAAGAGCCACUUUCCUGGUCAUUUCCCACUAUCAGUGUAAAGAACAGCGCGAUAUCCACAGAUUUGAGAAAAUCAGCAACAUUAUUAAACAAUUCAAGCUCAGCUGCAGUAAACUGGCCGCAUCUUUCCAGAGCAUGGAGGUCAGGAACUCCAAUUUCGCAGCCUUCAUCGAUAUCUUUACAUCAAACACUUAUGUGAUGGUUGUCAUGUCAGAUCCUUCCAUACCUUCUGCAGCGACGCUGAUCAACAUUAGAAAUGCCAGGAAGCAUUUUGAGAAGUUGGAGAGGGUGGACGGGCCAAAGCACAGCCUGUUGGUGCGCUGAGCCAUCUCCGAAGCGCACGGCUGCAGGAACUGCUCUUUUCCUAGGAGACUCUCCAACAUGGUGGGUGUCUGUUUUUGUGGGCUUUGAAAUGAGUGUGCUGCUUUCCACCGCAAUCUUGUUCUUUUCUCCUAACGUCGGAUGCUGCUCCGCCAGACGACGUUGGGAUACACUGUGGACCUUCUGGAACUGCUUCCUGGAGCAUUAGGGAAGGGUCUCUCGCAAUGGCGUGGGAUUUGCUCCUUGCCGGAUUGUUAAAGACAGCGCGGCCUUUCCUGAUGUCCUGCUCUGUUCCAAAUGAUGAUAAAACUACAAAGAUGGAAUAUUUACUAUUUUAUCACCAAGUUGCUAGAGUACAUUUAUAAAACUUCUUCUUGUCUUCAAUCAUGACAAUAAAUUUUGUUACCAGGGACUUGAGUUUCCAGAGCUCUGGAAGUA
This is a messenger RNA of Elgaria multicarinata webbii, 1603 nucleotides long. RefSeq names its product ras-related GTP-binding protein A. Bases 227 to 1168 code for a protein of 313 amino acids. The record is from RefSeq and is a predicted model, not a curated record. The transcript has 10 exons. Gene Ontology annotation, biological process: cellular response to starvation; negative regulation of autophagy. Lineage: Eukaryota; Metazoa; Chordata; Lepidosauria; Squamata; Anguidae. Gene Ontology annotation, molecular function: GTP binding; GTPase activity. Gene Ontology annotation, cellular component: lysosome; nucleus; Gtr1-Gtr2 GTPase complex.